UCCGCAGGUCGGGUACUCGAGCGCUAGCAGGCCUCCCUGGCUCGUUCUGUUCUGGGUUUGUGCUGGUGUUGUGAAAAUCACGAUAUUUAUCAAUGGGUCGAGGCCUCGGGGGCGACUUUGCAGGGUGCUCAAAAUUCGGCCUGCUACGUACCGCCGUUGGCGUUCGACGGGGAUUUUCCAAUACUCCAGCCCCUUUUUAUCUCCUCAUGUUCGGAUUCCGUCCCACAUACAUCUCAAGCGGAGUCUCUUCUCGGACACGCAGAGUCGUCACAAAGCCCUCGUUCGUUGAGGUCUCUUGUGCUCAUUAUGGAUUUUGUUAUUGAAUCAUGGACCUAUCUUGCAAUAGACAUUGUUGUAGUUUUCGGUCGGUUUGCCCUGCGAUGGAAGACCGGGACCAUUCGCGGCUUGAGCAUGGAUGACUACCUUAUGGUCAUAGCACUUCUUCUUUACACGGCGGAGACUGCAACAGCACACUAUGUCGGAGCGUACUGGCAAGGUCUUGCCAAUAGCGGAAUGACCGACGAUCAACGAGCUGCAAUAGAUCCGGACGGUGUUGAAUACCGCCUCCGCGUUGAGGGGUCGAAAACUCAGCUGUUCGGGUGGCUUGUCUACACAGUCUUGCUGUGGACGCUGAAACUAUGUUGGCUCUUUUUCUACAGGCGACUGGGCGAAGGAGUCGAAAACAUGUCGAUCAAAACCAACAUCGGAUUUUUGUUUGUAGCUGUGACUUUCUUCGGCACAUUUUUCACUAUUCUCUGUGGUUGCUGGCCCAUUGAAAAGCACUGGCAGAUCUAUCCUAACCCCGGGAACUCUUGCCAGCCUGCCGUGUCCAGACUGCAGGCCUGGACUUUGAUCUGCACCAACUUGACAACCGAUUUCUAUAUCAUGAUGAUCCCAUUACCGAUGAUUUGGAACGCGAGACUGCCUGGACGCAGGAAGAUAGGGCUUGUAAUCCUGCUCGGCGGCGGGAUCAUCACGGCUGUAUUCGGUGGGCUGCGAUGUGGCUACGUUCUGCAGAAUAGCCCAAACGGUCCACAACUCGCAGGCGAAUGGUCGUGUCGAGAGUCCUUCGUCGCCGUAUUUAUUUCCAAUACCCCAGUUCUAUUCCCUCUGGUGCGAUCAUAUUUUAAACGUCUUCGAGCCGCCAUAACCAGGCAAAGCGGCAACACUACAACACCGGGAGGAUCGAAGAGCAACGGCAACGGCGCAUUCAAACUCUCAACUAUCUCCACCGAGGGCAAAAGAAGGAAGUUCAAGCACCCAUUGUCGCUUCCAGGAGGCACUUUCUACGAGGGAUGUGGUUCAGAGGAAGAAAUCAUGGAUCAACAGCAGGCUGGGACGGCGACAAACUCUGUGGACACGGGGUCUAGCUUCAAUCGUUCGGGCAAAGGCGACGACAUUACGGUGAGAACAGAGUGGCAGGUCUCGACUCACCAGAUGGACGCAAACGAAGCCCAAAAAGAGCGAGAGAGAGCUAUCACUGGGUUUCAUGAACAUUAAAGCUACACAACUAAUGAUGAGUGCCUACCUGGUAAGCUUGCUUUCAAAUCUUCAACGUUUGCUGGGCUGGUGUAGGCAGUCCUCGCAGAGCAGACGGAGUCAACGU
Molecule: messenger RNA, 1606 nt
Organism: Emericellopsis atlantica
Lineage: Eukaryota; Fungi; Ascomycota; Sordariomycetes; Hypocreales; Bionectriaceae
Exons: 5
Coding region: 307-1500 (397 amino acids)
Source: RefSeq, a predicted model, not a curated record